Molecule: messenger RNA, 943 nt
Organism: Funneliformis geosporum
Lineage: Eukaryota; Fungi; Glomeromycota; Glomeromycetes; Glomerales; Glomeraceae
Source: the annotation of a GenBank genome assembly
GGAGAAAAGCAAAUCGCUCUUAAACGUCUAUAUUAUUCCAAUAAAGCAAAUCCGGAUUUUUGGAAUGAGCUCAAACGUCACCGUUGCAAACAAAAUAAGUUUAUCCCUCGUUGUUAUGGAUUCAGUAGGGAUCCAGCUACAAAAGAUUAUGUUCUUGUGUUCGAAUUUGUGGAUGGAGAUUUGAGACAUUAUCUAAAGAAAAACUUUGUAGAUAUUACAUGGGAGAAAAAAUUGGGAAUCGUCUAUAAUAUUGCGCACGGGUUAAUGACAAUUCAUAACGCUGGUUUGGUUCAUAGGAACUUUCACAGCGGUAAUAUACUAAGACAUUUUAACGGGUCACAAAGUUUGACUUAUAUUUCGGAUUUGGGACAAUUUCGACCUUCAAACAAUCAAGAUGAAGAUGGCAUCUAUGGCGUUUUAGCUUAUAUAGCUCCUGAAGUUUUGUAUGGUGAACCCUAUACUGAAGCAUCUGAUGUAUAUAGUUUUAGUAUGAUUAUGUGGGAAAUCGCGUCAGGUCAGAGACCUUUUUAUGAACGUCCGCAUGGCGCGCGGCUCGCGUGGGAUAUAUGUAAUGGACUUCGACCACAAAUAAUAGUGGAAACUCCUCAAUGUUAUAUCGAACUUAUGGAAAGAUGUUGGAAUGCAGAUCCUAAACAACGUCCAGAUAUUAGAGAAUUGGAAAAGACAUUGAUGUCAUGGGGUUGGCAUAUGGGCGUUUCUCAGAAGCAUAGUGUUUCUGAUCAAAUUAUUUCCGCUGAAAAAGAAAGGAUACGAUUAUUAGAACAUCUUGGUUCCCAAUUGGAACCUUUCAAGAAACCACAUCCGGAAUCUUUUUAUAAAAGCCGUCUUUUAAAUUUUCCUGAUUUACCAACACUUCGCAAUAUUUACGAUAGACUCAGUCAAACUAACUCUUUAUCUAUUUCCGGAAUGUCCGGUGAAGAUG